CCCGCUGGCUUCCUGCGUUCAUUCACGGCCGCCGGGACGGUGCGAGGAGAGGCCGCGGGGUGAGGGGAGCCGCCCGGCCACAGCAGAGCCAAAAUGAGCAUAUUUGGAACAAGUGGAGGGUUCGGAGCAGGGAGCAUGUUUGGAGGCACGACUGCAGACAACCACAAUCCUAUGAAGGACAUUGAAGUGACGUCUCCACCUGAUGAUAGUAUCAGCUGUCUCGAAUUUAGUCCUCCCUCGUUACCCGGCAACUUCUUGAUCGCAGGUUCUUGGGCCAAUGAUGUUCGAUGUUGGGAGAUCCAGGACAAUGGACAGACUGUCCCAAAGGCACAGCAGAUGCACACAGGUCCCGUCCUGGAUGUCUGUUGGAGCGAUGAUGGCAGCAAAGUUGUCACAGCAUCGUGCGAUAAAACUGCCAAGAUGUGGGAUCUCAACAGUAACCAGGCUAUACAGAUUGCACAGCACGAGGCACCCAUCAAAACUGUGCAUUGGAUUAAAGCACCGAACUACAGCUGUGUAAUGACAGGCAGCUGGGACAAGACGUUAAAGUUCUGGGACACGCGAUCUCCAAACCCCAUGUUAACGUUGCAGCUGCCCGAGAGAUGUUACUGUGCUGAUGUUUUAUUUCCCAUGGCUGUGGUAGCCACUGCCGAGAGGGGAUUAAUAGUAUAUCAGCUUGAGAACCAGCCCUCAGAAUUCAAGAGAAUAGACUCUCCUCUCAAACACCAGCAUCGCUGUGUCGCCAUCUUCAAAGACAAGCAGAACAAGCCCACAGGGUUUGCCCUUGGUAGCAUUGAGGGAAGAGUCGCCAUCCAUUACAUAAACCCCCCCAACCCUGCAAAAGACAAUUUCACCUUCAAGUGUCACCGCUCCAAUGGAACCACUAAUACCUCAGGUCCUCAAGAUAUUUAUGCUGUUAACGGGAUUGCAUUCCACCCAAUCCAUGGCACACUCGCCACAGUGGGAUCCGACGGCAGGUUCAGCUUUUGGGAUAAAGACGCCCGCACCAAGCUGAAAACCUCUGAGCAGCUGGACCAGCAGAUCACUGCCUGUGGCUUCAACAACAACGGCAACAUCUUCGCCUACUCCUCCAGUUACGACUGGUCAAAGGGUCAUGAAUACUUUAAUCCUCAGAAAAAGAAUUACAUAUUUCUGCGUAACGCAGCAGAGGAGCUGAAACCCAGGAACAAGAAAGGGAUUUGAAUGGUUGCAACAGCUGAGUUACUGAAGAUAAAAGCAACUAUUAAUGUAUAGAGGUGUCUGUCUGUGUGUCUGUCUGAGUCAAUGUGCUGGAUUAGAUACUGUUUCAUAUAUUUUCCCAUAAUAAAAUUUUCAUUUAAUUCCA
Molecule: messenger RNA, 1345 nt
Organism: Callorhinchus milii (elephant shark)
Lineage: Eukaryota; Metazoa; Chordata; Chondrichthyes; Chimaeriformes; Callorhinchidae
Gene: rae1
Product: ribonucleic acid export 1
Exons: 13
Coding region: 94-1203 (369 amino acids)
Biological process (GO): transcription-dependent tethering of RNA polymerase II gene DNA at nuclear periphery; RNA export from nucleus
Cellular component (GO): nuclear pore
Molecular function (GO): ubiquitin binding; RNA binding
Source: RefSeq, a predicted model, not a curated record